GAAGUAAUUUUAAAAAAUCAAUUAUGUGAUUCCUCCACCUUUGGUUUUUUGAAGUCGGCUAAACAUUCCAAAAGUCUAAACUCUGUAGUCUUUAGUCUGUGUUAAAAAUAAAAAUCAAUUGAAUGGAAAUUGGAAGAUCGGAUAUCAAUUUUAUAAAACAAUCAAUUCUGAAUAGGUUUAGUUAUUUUUAGUAUAUUCUUAAUUCUAAGAAUAUGAAGUACAUUUAAUAAUUCUAUUUAAAAGAAAAAAAUAUAGAAAAAACUUACUGUACCAUUUAGCUAAUAUUCAACAAAACUGGCGUCCGAAAAUUUUCCGAAGAAAAUGCUUGAUGGGUGGUACUGCCGCUCAAUAGCCAAUAUGCAAGCUAAUGAAGAAGCAAGUGUAAAUAGUGCAGUGGCUGAUACUUCUCAAGCAGAAUCAAAUAAAGACUAUUCUAGUGACAGUAGCAGUGAUCCGGAGAACGAACCUAAUUAUCGAGCACAAUACUUAACUCUUAAAAAGAAAUUAAAAUAUCUAAUAUAUGAAAAUGAAUGUUUUCAAGAUGCCCUACGAUCAAGCCAAAAACGAUUAUUAAAGGUAACAAGAGAUCGGUCUUUUCUAUUAGACAGAUUAUUACAGUAUGAAAAGCCAGACAGUAGUUCAUCAGAAAGUGAAGAUACAGAAUCUUCAGAUGACACAAGUUGUACUAACACAGAUGGAUCAAAAUGGAAGAAAAUGGAAGCAAAUAUAAGUCAAGCUCCUCUAACAACACCAUCACCAAUUAACAAAAGUAUCAAUAGUAAUAUCAAAAGGAAAAGAGCUGUAUCUAAAAAAACUACAAAUAUCAAUAAUCCUCAUCAAGGUAAUUCCAAUAUGAUGGCUAAGGCAUCACCUGGACUUGGAUUUGGCCUUAAUAACAGUGACGGUCAUAUGACACCUGAAGAAGUGGAACGUCAUUUACAAUCACGUCAAACAUUUCUGAAACUUUUGCCUGAGCGUGCUCCACCUACAGUGCCAACAGAAAUGUUUAGCAAUGAUCCAUCUCUUGACAGUGAAUCUAAUGAUGUAUUGGAAACAUCACCAAUUGUUGAAGAAUGGUUUGAUUAACAUUAUAUUUUAAAUUCGAUGGAAAUUGUUUUUCUUCGAAUUAAACUAAUACAAUGGAUAACAAUCUACAUAAGACUUGUAUACAAUGAUAGAAACUCAAUAACAUUGUACUUUUCAACAAUGUUAACUCUGUCCAGUAUCACAUUAAGAUCUAACUGUAGAGUUAAAUAAAAAUUAAAAAAUC
Molecule: messenger RNA, 1270 nt
Organism: Pieris napi
Lineage: Eukaryota; Metazoa; Arthropoda; Insecta; Lepidoptera; Pieridae
Exons: 6
Coding region: 322-1086 (254 amino acids)
Biological process (GO): chromatin remodeling
Cellular component (GO): nucleus; Ino80 complex
Source: RefSeq, a predicted model, not a curated record